Messenger RNA from Papilio xuthus (Asian swallowtail), 7456 nucleotides. It is a transcript of the gene RhoGAPp190, whose product is annotated as Rho GTPase-activating protein 190. The record is from RefSeq and is a predicted model, not a curated record. Bases 197 to 4966 code for a protein of 1589 amino acids. Gene Ontology annotation, cellular component: cytosol. The transcript has 40 exons. Gene Ontology annotation, molecular function: GTPase activator activity; GTPase activity; GTP binding. Lineage: Eukaryota; Metazoa; Arthropoda; Insecta; Lepidoptera; Papilionidae. Gene Ontology annotation, biological process: regulation of cell size; Rho protein signal transduction; regulation of axonogenesis.
UCUGUUUAGUACAAAGCAACGCGAGUUGUGUCAGUGUAGAAUCUGUAGAAAUUUUACGUUUUCUUUUAGAAAUUCAAUCCCAUUAGAAUGUAAAAUAUAGAAUUUGUGUAACAUUAUCCAAAUACUGGUGUUGUGAUGUUUGUAGUAAGUGUUGUUUUAUUUACUUACGUGCUUAGACAGUGAUAAAUUUGGUACGAUGGCCAAAAAGUCGGAGAAUAUUGGGGGAAAGCUGAUGACGGUGUCUGUUGUGGGACUGUCUGGUACGGAAAAGGAGAAGGGUCAACUGGGUAUCGGCAAGUCUUGCCUAUGCAACCGCUUCGUGCGCACCAACGCCGACGACUACAACGUCGAUCAUAUAUCCGUCCUCAGUCAGUCUGACUUCAGCGGUCGCGUAGUAAACAACGACCACUUCUUGUACUGGGGUGGCGUGCAGAAGGAGAAUGAUGAGCAGGAGUACCGCUUUGAGGUUAUCGAGCAGACGGAAUUCGUGGAUGAUGCCUGCUUCCAGCCGUUUAAAGUUGGUAAAACAGAGCCAUACGUGAAGAGAUGCGUCGCAACAAAGAUACAGUCAGCAGAGAAGUUGAUGUAUGUUUGCAAAAACCAGCUGGGCAUAGAAAAGGAAUACGAGCAGCGGCUGAUGGCUGAUGGCAAGCUGACUGUGGACGGCUUCCUCUGUGUGUAUGAUGUUAGCCUGGUACCUGGCAGGACGUGGGAGAAGCAGAAUGAAAUAACAGCGGCUAUCCUCCAGAACAUAAUCAAACUGAAGAAACCAGUUGUCCUGGUGACGUCAAAGAAUGAUGAAGCCUGUGAACAAGGUGUGAGAGAGGCGGAGAGACUCGUCCAGAGGAAGGAAUUCAAAGGCAGCAUACCAAUAGUGGAGACCUCCAGUCAUGAUAAUGUCAAUGUAGACCAGGCAUUCUUUCUGCUCGCUCAGAUGAUUGAUAAAGCUAAGGCUAGGAUUAAGGUGGCCAACUAUGCGGAGGCUCUAAGGAUAAGACGCGAGACUCUAGACUUUGUGACGGAGGCAUUCACUCAGCUCAUACGGAUACAUGUACAAGACCACAAGGAAAUGUGGUCAGCGGCCAGCAAAAGAUUAUGCCACUUUCCGGAAUGGAUAAAGUUUGUUCAGCAGUUUGGCAAUGAUGGCACUCAGGUGGUGUACCGACGUCAUAUACGACGUCUAAAGGAAGAGCGGUCAGCAAAGAAACUCAGAAAGCAACUAGCUAAGCUGCCCCAAGCGCUGUCUCGUAUGAACCUGCCUACUGAAGAUUUACAGGAGAAUGACUGGCCGAUGGUGGUCCGCCAGCUGCGGUCGCACCGCGACUUCCCGGUGUACUUCAGCGAGGGCCGCGGCCGGGACUCCGCCUCGGGCUCCGGAUCCGACCUCGACAGCCCACUCAACACCGACACUACGUUGCGGCUCGGCGAACGAGUGAGAUAUCAGACAUUGGGGCAAUCACAGAAGAUACCUUACGAUAUAUUGGAGACGAACGAAGCCGCUGCAGUAUUCAAAACCUUCCUACACGAGGCUCAAGAAGAACAGAGAAAUUAUGAAUGGUGCCAGCAGUUCAAGCGUCUGCUGGAGGAGACCGGCUAUGUAACACCAGGCAAGCAGCUGUCUGAGGUGCGCGUGUUGUUGAUGGGACGCGAAUGCUACGAAGCGCUGUCUGAGGAACAGCAGCAACGCGUCUAUGACCAGCAUCAGCGUCAGAUACAGCGUCGUGCCAAGCAUAACUUGCAGGAGCUGCUGUUGGAACAUGCGGAUCUAUUCUAUCACUUUAAAAGCAUAUCCCCCACUGGCACAAUCACACAAGAAGAUAUCAAGGAAAUAACUGAUGUACUGCAAGACGAUUUUAGGUACAAGAUGUUGGAUCGCAUGGAGCAGGACCGCAAGCUACUGUUGUUCCAGCAUCUAGGCUUCGUGCAUUGCCCCAUGCGCGAGCACUGCCCCGCUGCCGCCAACUGUCUCGACGCCACGCUGCCAGUCAUACUGAACACACGAGUCGGAUCAUUAACAUCAGGAAGUGAAUCGCAAUGCCAGGCGGGUCCGCCGGCCGCGCCCUGGGCCCUCACCACAGACUCCAACCAGAUUAAUGUCAUCAUAUUGGGGAUGGAGGGUGUGGCGGGAGAGUUCGGAUCGCGGCUAUUAGCGGGGUGUGACGCGGCGCGGCGUGUCUGCGUGCGCGGACAGCCGUGGCGCGUGCAGCAACGCUUGAGACUCGCAGAUGCUGAUGACACUACUGACACUGAUAAUGAUGACUUCGCACCUAAUGGUUACUUUUGCGUGUAUCAAGAUCAGGAGUCGUUUGAAUUCAUCAGAAAUUGUGCGGAGAAGACGUUGCUGUCUAGUCUUGAGCAAGAGGAUAAAUUGCCUUUUCAAGGUCUUCCAUUAGUGGUGAUGUUUGUACAAGACGAGGGAAUGGAUAAGAAAGAACUCUCCAGGCUCCAGGAAGAAGGGCAGAAUCUCGCUGAUAACCUGCAUUGUUCAUACAUGGAGGCGUCUGUGAGCGAGCUGGGCACGGAGGCGCUGACUGCUGACGCUAUACAGGAGCUGAUCCGCACUAACAGAGAGAAGGCGAGCUAUGCGCAUCUCUACAGAGACCUCAUCGUUUGCUUCGACUCCGAUAUACGGAUAAUGGUGUGCAUGUUCUGCGAUGACCCUUACUCGCCGGAACGUGUGCUAGGCCCACUGCUGGGUCACCGCGCUUGCUUCCUUACCGGUGACCGCUCUAUUGUCAUAGAGACGUUCUUAGGAGACUCCAAGAGGAAAGUCGAGGUGAUCAUAUCGAGUUUCCACGGCGCCAGUCAGUUCAGAGAGGAGUUAAUUCAUGGCUUUAUAUUGAUAUACUCGGCCAAGAGGAAAGCCAGUUUGGCUACUCUCAACGCAUUCUCAAUGAACAUUCCUAAUCUGCCGAUCCAAAUGGUGGCGGUGACUGACGGGGGCGGGUCCGCGGCGAGCGCGUUCUUCGGCACCGACCUCGGCCACGCCCUCAUCACGGAGGGCAACGCCACCGCGGACAGGCUCGGCGCCCACUUCACUACAUAUACUUCCAGUGCUGAGAACAAAUCUGCAUUCUACACGCCGUUCUUCAAGGAGGUGUGGGAGCGCAAGGGCGAGAUCGAGCGUGCCUUCCGCAUGGAGCAGCCGCACAACCUGCCCGACGUGGCCGCCGCGCGCCCCGCCCCGCCGCCGCGACACCACUCACACCACCUCAACCACAAGAUGGAACACAAGCUGACUAACUCAUUGGAUCUACUGAUCGGGCCAGACUCACGCGCUGACAUCGACUCUGAAUAUAGCGAUACUUUGAAUAACUCCAAGAAUAGAGGUUUUCUCAAAGGAUUCAGUGUGUACCCGCCGCCGAGCACGCCGCCUGAGCCCGCUCCGCCUGACCACAGGAUGCAUGCGGAUCUGUCUCCGGAUCUGAACUGCUCGGAGGAGUCGCUGAGCACGCACGAGUCAGACGGAGGCGGGGUGUGGCAGCCGGCGGGGUACGGACACCGCGCGUUCACUACGGGCCGCACGCGCCCGCAGCCACCGCCACAGAGACCCAGGCAUUCACAGACUCUCAAGCAACCUGGCAAAUUGGAUAUGAAUAACUACACGAUGGUGAGCGACGCGCUGCAACAUAUCACUAUCGGCCCUCCACACUCGCGCGAUAGAAAGACGGGGCGCGGCUGGACGCAGGCGGGCGCGGGCGCGCAGCACCACCACCCCUCCGGCGUCAGCUCCGAGACCGAGCUCGACGCGCAGUACGCCCAGAUCAAAGAGACUAAUGAAUAUAUGGAGGCGCCAUCUAUGACGAGACUUAGGAGACAUAGAAGGCAUGAAAAGACUCCUUUACAUCAACCAUCAUUCUCUGAGACUGACAGUUCGGGGUCCAGCGAGGCGUCAGGCGGCGCGGCGCGGAUACAUGCGCGGCGGCGACACAACGCGCACCACGCUCCUAGACAUUACAAAAAAAGGUCUCUAGGCAACCUAGUGGCGGUGCAAAGUCCACGUGUACCAAAGCUGGGCAUGUUCGUAGGCCCGCCCGAGUUGCCCAGCGGAUACCGGGCGAGGACUCAAGAGGAUAAAGCGGCUGCAAGCGACUCCAGUGAUGGCAGCUCGGAUGGUGAGACGCGCCGUCCGCGCCCUCUACCGCCUCCCCCACACCAUGAGCCUACGCACAAGCUUCUAUCUUGCGAGUACCCGUCCUCCGCACAAGACAACUCGUCCUCCAGCGCAGCAGACUCGCGGCGUCGCGCGCAGCCCUUCAGCAAACACGACCGCAGGCAUAAGGAAUUCUCCAAAAGUAAAGACAAGAAGAAUUCAUCGCAGAUAACAAAUGCUCCGUCAAUACAGAAUUGGGGUCCACAGGGUCCGCACGGCGUGCCGCUGUUUGUAGAGAAGUGCGUGGAGUUCAUAGAGCGAGAGGGUCUUGCUUCAGAGGGCCUGUACCGUGUGCCCGGCAACAGGGCGCAUGUUGAUAUGUUGUUCAGCAAGUUUUAUGAAGAUCCCAACAUAGAUCUAGAAGCGCUAGACAUCCCAGUGAAUGCGGUAGCGACCGCUCUUAAAGACUUUUUCUCCAAGAAACUGCCGCCGCUGCUGGAUGAGGCUAGUAUGUCGCAAUUGGAAGAUAUUGCUGCGAUGCGCGGCUGCAUAGCUGGGGGCGUGGAGCUGAAGGACCGCAGUUGGCGGCUGCUGGCACUCCGAUCGUUGCUCAAUACUGCGCUUACACCUGUCGCCCGUGCCACACUGGACUAUGUGCUGCAUCACUUUGCCAGGGUUGCGGAUAAUUCUAAGUUGAACUCAAUGGACAGCAAGAACCUGGCGAUCUGCUGGUGGCCGACGUUGCUCCCCGUGCAGUUCUCAGACAUGGGCCGCUUCGAGAUGACACGCCCCUACCUCGAGGAUAUCGUCCAGACCAUGAUCGACCAGCAUCCCUUCCUCUUCAGGGGGCAAGAGGCCUUUGUUAUGGUGUGAGGAACGUGUGAACCCACAAUGCAUGUUGCAUUCGUGAUGGACGACGUGUGACGUCAGCAGGGGGGUGUGACGUCAUGACGCGAGCACGGCAGCGUGUCGUAACGUGUCUGUGGAACUUGCCGCCGCAGUGGCGAUGUGACAGCUAGUGCGUAAGUUUGCCUUGGGGCGCCACUGUCGCGCGACUGACACCUGUCAAUGUGACACUGACAGUUGGCGACAGAUGAGCGCCUCCACUGUUGAGUUGCUGUGGUCGUUAUAAAUUAUGGAAGUUCGGCCGUUGUUCCAGUGAUUGAAAUGCGGUUUAUUUUGUACAAGUGUUGUCAUAUCAUAUCGCGCUUAGUGGACGGCGAUCUUACGAGUUGCUUGCAUUUUGAUGUCUAGACGCUUUUUAUAUAAUGAAUUUCUACUUGUGAGAACGCAACGGAAGCCAUUUUGUAACGUACGCGUCGUUGGAAAUCGAAUCGUAUUUCGUUUAGUAUUAAGGUUGAAAUUCGAGCACAAAAUCUUAAAAUUAAGUGAUACCGAAUAAGCAAUUAUAUUUGUAUAAUCGAUUUAUGGCAACACCAUUUACGAGCACAUUCCGUUCACUCGAAAAGUAAAUAUUGAUAUAACUGUUAAUAUUAAUUAACAUAGUGAUAUAUAUGUGUAACGUUCUUUAUAUGUGCAAAAUAUCAUAUAGGAGCUUUUAUUUAUUGUUUAAAAAUAUUUUUAUUUAUAUAUUUGCUUGAUGUAUUAAUCGAAGCUUGGAAUUAUGUUGUAUUAUGUAUUUAUAUGAUAAAUAUAGCAGUAAGGUCGUGUUUCGGCGAAACAAAUAUUUAUACUCCCAUUUGAUAUUUUUAGGUCGUAUAUAAUCUGUUUUUUAAAGCUCUAUAUGAGCUGUUUGAAGUGGCAUGUUCUAAAUUAUCCAAGAUUUGAUCCAAUAUUUGUAUAUGUUUGUUCAAAUGUUGGUCAUAGUUUGGUGAAUGUGACAUUUAGUGUACUGCACAGUCUUGCCACAGACUAAAAAAUGCCUGUGUAGUUGUGUACACAGACUAAAAAUGCCAGUCUAGCUAGUGUCAGCAGAAUCGCUAGUUAGUCAAUGUUGAUGCAUAAUCUAGUGUUAUGAUAUAUUUGUGAAAGUACUGGAGUCAUUGGUAUUAAUAUACAGUGUGAUAUUUAUUGCCAUUUUUUUAUCUUUUUUUUUAAAUUUUGUAUAAUGGAAACAAACACGAUUUAGCUUUUAUAUGAUUAGAUGUACUGUUUUCGUUUUAAAUUAUAUGCAUUUAUUUAUUUUAUGUAUUUAAAAUUACUAAUCAAUGGAUCUUUAUAUGAAUAUCUAUUUAAAGGUGAUUUAUGAAAUUUAUAUUUAAUUUAUUUGCUUUAUUUUUAUUUAAAUUUUAUUUUGCUUUUUUUAAUUUUAAAUGACGUAAUUGUGCAAUGUUGAUUCUCGGAUUCUGAAUAAUGUUUGCUAAUCAAAAUUGUAUCUCAUCACAAUAUAAUAAGGUUUAUUUUUACACAUUUCAGAUUAUUUUAUUUAUUUUUUAUUUUCAUACAAUGUAUUUUAUGCAUUUAUGUUAUCGGGCAGCUUUGUGAUUCGUGAACUUAAUUUUUUUUACAACUUUUUUUAUAUCUUAUUUUAUAAACAGAGUUUAUAUUUUUUUAAAUAUUAUUUUUCGCACACUAAUGUCCAUGGUUUUUACUUAUUUUGAUGUAAACAUUUAUCUAUGGACAAAUUUUGUAUAAGAUCGGUUUUGUGCAGUGAAUGGCCUAUAGUGAUACCCGUGCAUGAUAACAUAACACCUAAUCCAAAUUACGUAAUACAUUGCUAUCCCUCUCCAGUUUUAGGAAAAAAGAGAUAGCAAUGUGUGUAUACAAUUAUGUGUAAUGACGUCAUCCCAGCGUCUGAUGUUAUUGUGCACGCGUUGUGUUUUAUAAAUAGACUGAUAUUAGUAUUUUCGGUUUUUUCUUGACUACUAAAUACUUUCCUUAAUAAUUACAUAUCCAUAAAUUACAAUUUUUAUAUGAAGAAUGUCUGCUUUUUAAUGUUUUUUUUUUAAAUUGUGUUUAAUUAUGUAUAUCGCGAUAGGAAGUGCAAUAAUCCGCAGAAAAUGUACUGGGAAUGCUUGAAUAGUUUUGAUGGAUGUCGUCUGAUGUGAAAUCAAAGUGUUACAUUAAGUAUUAUAUUAAAUAUACUAGAUGAUUCCAUAAAGUGUAGUUAAGGUGUAUUUAAACGUAAGUUUUUAUCAAUAUAUUUGUCAUUAUACAAGUCCGUCUCUUUCGCACGCUAGCUUUUUAUAUGUACAAAAGAAGUGUGCGAAAGAGAUGACAAUCAUGUCCAACAGGGGGAAUGAAAUGUAGGGGGAUUUUUUAUAUUUUACUAUGAAUGGAAAAAGACAUAGAACCUGCCUGUUUCUUCUUUUCCUCUUCCUAGUCUUUCGCUUUUUGUCGAUCUCACAAUUUUUUUUCCAUUUUCGAGAUUUUCCCCUGAUGAUUUUUUAAAUGCAAUUUCUA